AACAAUACUUAUACUUUACCCAUCCAUCCAUACAUGUAUAUAUAUAUAUACAGUAUAUAUACAGUAUAUAAGUAAUUAGCACCGUUAAUGAAUGAGUACAUGCAUUGAGUAAAGUGCAGAAAAGAAGAGAGACAAACGCUAUAUGAUUUAGGGCUUCUUCGUCUUCCCUCUCAUCAUCAAUCAUCAUUCAUCUCAGCUUCUCACAUUAAUUAAUACAUUUAAUUCAAACAAAAAUGCCCCUUCAGUUCUCCCCUACCCUUCACUCCCUCCUACUGUUUUUUCAAUUUCAAUUUCAACAAACACACAAGCCUGUUUCGUGUUCUCGAAGAAGACGACGAAGAAGAAGAAGAUGGAACAACAGCAGAAACGAAGCUCUAAGAAUAAAUCGACAAAGGAACUAGUCGACAUUGUGUUUUCAUGGUCUCUUCCCAAUUUACUCAAUCAACACUUAUUCACCCACAAGGUUGCACAAAUUCCCGACACAUUCCCGUCGGGCGGCGCCGCCGCCUACCACCGCUCAUUCAUCAAUCCCCUCAUCGAAGAAACUCGCGCUCAGCUGCAUUCCUCCCUCACAUGUGUACGCACACAACCUGUUCGACAAAUUGCCAAUGUCCGGACAGCUGAGAAGCUUAAUAACAGAUGGCUGCAUAAAUUAAAUCUCGAAACAAUCGAAGAAUUUGACGCCAGGACAACGACAAAAUCGUUGCCGCCGCUUUACAAUCCUAUGAACGGCGACUUGAUCGCACUGACGGAUGUCGUGCCGAAGUGCAUCGACGAUCUCAAUAGGCCUAUGAGACCAUACACCAUUGCCAUUGUCGUCAGCGGCGAGGAAUUCGAUGAAGACGACAACCCCUGUUCUUUUAUAGAGAUGGUUUGUCCGAAACAGAUACAUUUUCGAGGGAGCGAAGAUCAUCUCUUCGCCGUUUAUCUUACGAACAUCACGUCGAACAAGCGAAUUUGGUCGGCAUUGCAUCAGGGAAAAGAUGCAAACUUGAAGAUCAUAACCUCUGUUCUUAGUUACAAUCCAACUGCUGUGGAGGAAAAUUGCGCGAUUUGCGGAGACGAUGAAAUGGAGGCGGGAGUUAAGGCGACGUUGGACUCGUUCGGGCUCAACGAAUCUCAAAAGGAUGCGGUUUCGAAUUGCGUUGCUUUAACGAGAUGCGGGCAUCGAAGCCGUGUGAAGCUAAUAUGGGGUCCCCCGGGGACGGGGAAGACGAAAACGGUGGCGUCGUUAGUGUUUCUUCUAUUGAGGAUGCGAUGCAAGACACUAAUUUGCGCCCCGACAAAUGUUGCCGUGAUUGGAGUCGCGAAGCGAUUGAUGAGUUACUUGAGCGGCGAAUUAGUGCACGGCGUGUAUGGAUUAGGGGAUGUGGUCGUGUUCGGGAACGAGGAGAGAAUGAAGAUCGACGAGCACAAGGAUCUUUUCGAUGUGUUUCUUAAUCACCGUGUUAAGGUGCUCGGUCGAUGUUUGGAUCCCGAAAUUGGGUGGCGAGGUACUUUAGCGAAGAUGAUACGGCUACUCGACAAUCCUAAUGAAAGCUACAAAAAAUACAAACAAGAGGAAGAGAAAGAUGAUCACAAUGGCGAUAUCGAUAUCAUGGAAAAGGUCGAAAGUUUCGAAGAAAUGCUCAAAGGCGAUAUUUGGAAGAGGAUCGUUAUCGAAAGCGUAAUGCCGAAGAAGAAGAGGAGUAAAUUAAUGAGAAAAUUUCCUCGCGGGGACGUUAAGGCGAGAAACUCUAAGUGUUCCAAAGGCGUGGGCGGAAAGAUUAUACGGUUGUCAUUCGACGAGUUCUUCAAAGAGACAUUCUUUUCGUUAGGAAAGCUGCUGAUCUUUUCUCUAAGAGGACUAUACACUCAUUUGCCGACAAGUUUUCUUUCGAUCAAAAUGGUCGAGAAAAUGACAAGCGCCGUUUCUAUGCUCCAAGAGAUCGAAACUCAGCUAUGCAAGUUCGAUUUGAAAGAUAAUAGGAAGAGAAGCACAACUUUAUCGAAAGAGGAUGGAGCGCUAAGGGUCGAUUGUGUGUUUAAUUUGAACGGGGUAAGAGUCGAGUGCUUGAAAGAACUCAACUCUCUCCACGAAACGUUCGUUGUCAAUGUUGGUUGCGACAUCAGGAGCUUUUGUCUGGAAAAUGCCGAAUUGGUUUUCUGCACAGCUUCAAGCUCGGCGAAACUCUACAUGACGAACAUGUCGCUCGAGCUGGCGAUUAUCGAUGAAGCUGCACAGCUUAAAGAAUGCGAGUCGUGUAUCCCAUUGCAGCUACCGUCGCUGCGCCAUGCCGUGCUCGUUGGGGAUGAGAAACAGCUCCCUGCGAUGGUUGUGAGCAAGAUUUGUCAAAAGGCCCGUUUCGGGAGGAGUUUAUUCGAGAGGCUCGUCGCAUUGGGACACGGCAAACAUCUCUUGAAUAUUCAGUACAGAAUGCAUCCGAGCAUAAGUUUGUUCCCGAACGGGAUGUUCUACGAAAACCAGAUCAAGAACGGUCCGAAUGUCAUGGAGGAAAGCUACAAGAAGUGCUUUGUGCGAGGAGACGAAGGAAAACUCUUCGGAACCUAUUCGUUUAUCAACGUAUCGAAUGGGAAAGAGGCGUUCGACAACAGUCAUAGUCGGAAAAACAUCGUCGAGGUUUCUGUAGUCGCUGAGAUAGUUUCGAUACUCUAUAAAGAAUCGGUUAAGACCAAGAAAUGCGUGCGCGUCGGCUGCAUUUCGCCGUACAAAGCUCAAGUGUUUGCCAUUCGGGAAAAGCUCCUAAAGAAGUACAGCGCUGAUGCGAACGAUGCUUUCUCGGUGAACAUCCAAUCCGUUGAUGGAUUCCAAGGCGGCGAAGAAGAUAUCAUAAUCAUCUCCACGGUUUGUUGCAACGGGAACGGAUCAAUUGGCUUUCUCGACAAUCAUCAACGGACUAAUGUGGCGUUGACUCGACCUCGGUUCUGUCUAUGGAUAUUAGGCGACGAGGCGACUUUGAUGAACAGCAAUACUAUUUGGCGAAAGUUAGUCGUCGACGCCAAGAAUCGCGAUUGCUUUUACAACGCUUGCGACGAUCGCAACUUGUCCUCGGCGAUCAGCACCUCGUUGAUCAAGCUUCGCCAGCUCGACGCCGUGUUUUGUACGGAGAGUAUACUUUUCAAAACGGCAAAGCAGAAGGUUUGCUUCGAUCCAAAGUUUUACGAGUCGAUAGCCAAAAUUCGGGACAUGGAGGUGCACAAAGAAGUGGCGGCGGUGCUAGUGAAGGUCUCGAACGGUUGGCGCAACGUUAAAGAUUAUUCCGAAUCGGAAACUUCCUCGCUUGAAUGUUGCGAUUUGAAGAAGCAAUUGAAGCUAGUAUGGAGCAUGGACGCGGUCGGGGAAGAUUCAUCCGAUGUGCGAUCCGUUAGGAUCAUUGAUAUCGAACCGAAAUCGAAACCGAGCAAGAAAGUCGAUAGCCAGGUUGCGAGUGACGAGGCAUUGUCCUCUCGAUUCGCUGCGUUGAAUUUGGAAGAUGUCGAGCCAAGAGAGAGCCCCGACGUCGAGUCUGAUAAACGAGAGAUUUAAGUGUAACGACGGCUCAUAAACGAGAUGGCCUAAGCUCAACUGCCAUUCUCGUAUUCUUUUCGAAUCUCUGGUUUCAUUUCUCUCUUCUGAAAGCCAUCCUUACAAUGUAUAAAAAUGCACGAGUAUGUCUUUACUCUUACCAAUUCUUACUCGGCACUCCUUAAAAUGUUUUGAGCCCGAGAUCGAGCUCAUUGGCCUUUUCCAAAGAAUGCUAGCGCCAUGGCAACUGCGUUGCGACGAAUAGACGAUCCAUCUGUUGAUUGAUUGCCAAAUUAGGUAUGUUGUAUCCGAUGCCUUGAGUCUUUGGCCGGAAAAUCGUGCAAUGUCAAUACAAUUGCACGGUCUUUCUUGCGACUAUGUCUAUGUACUCACCCAACCCUUCUACGAUAGCAUCGUUGUCCAAGAUAUUUCCUCAAGGGAUUUCGAAUGUAGAAAAUCCUUCACCUCCUCGGCGUACAUGUCCGAAAAAUAGAUUUCGCCAGCAUGGUCGUGUUUGAACAGAUUGUGACAACUGGCAGCUCAUGAUAGUCGCAACUUUUAGAUAACAUUCGGAACAGCAUCUUGUAGGGCG
Andrographis paniculata is the source of this 4097-nucleotide messenger RNA. RefSeq lists its product as uncharacterized. The record is from RefSeq and is a predicted model, not a curated record. Bases 350 to 3526 code for a protein of 1058 amino acids. Gene Ontology annotation, molecular function: helicase activity. Lineage: Eukaryota; Viridiplantae; Streptophyta; Magnoliopsida; Lamiales; Acanthaceae. The transcript is spliced from 7 exons.